AUGAAUUCCAUUUUUAAAAGAGGAGAUUAAUAAAGUAUUUUAGAAAUUUGAGUUUUAGGUAAAUCUAAAGCUAAGAUCUCUAAUAAUAAUGGAUUACCUCCACUUCUUUCUCCAAGAGCCAAAAUUGAUAUUUUAAUUACAACUAAAAUUCCCUUAACCUUUCGAUCCCCUUCUACAUUGAAAAAGUUGUCAAUUGAGAAGUAGGAAGAUAAUCGACCAGUUACAGAUAAUACUUAGAAACAGAAAAGUUAUUCCUCAACCAAAAAAUCUAAAACAUAAGGAAUGAUAAUUCGUAAACUCUAAAAUCACUAAGUAAAAUUUGUAAAAAGCAGUACAGAAUCUUUAGAAAUGAUAGAACAUAAAUUUUAAAGUCCUGCAAUUAGAAUGAUUGAGUUCCCAAUAAAUGGUAUCUCUGUAUAUUAGCAUAGACUUUUAGGAUGAUACAAUUAUAAAGGAAGAGAGUAGAUUAUAAAUUGAAUCCUUUAUGGAAAAUAGAUUUACUGCAAUGAAAAAUCAAUCAUCCUCUAGUUCUUAGAAAUAAGCUAUAGAAUCUAGUAGUUCAAAUAAAAUUGUUAAUGAUUCAUCUACAUAUUCAUAAUUCAAUUUUUCUACAUAAAAUCCAAGUUUUACUGAAGGAGAAAUGAUUGGAGCUGGAUCCUUUGGAUAAGUUUAUAUAGCAUAGGAAAAUAAAACAGGCAAAAUAUAUGCUGUUAAGAAAAUUAACUUAAAAGGAGACUUUGAAUAGGAAGAUUUAUAGGGGUUGAAAAGUGAAAUUGAUCUAUUGAAGAAAAUAAAGCAUAAGAAUAUCAUAAGAUAUGCAUGGAACCAAGAAAACGAUGAAUAUUAAUUACUAUAUUUAGAAUAUAUGUCUUAAGGUUGAUAAUAUAUAUAAUAAAAAUAGGUACAUUAACCUAAUUGAUUGAAAAAUUCGGUUCUCUUAAUUUAAAUACUAUUCGUUCAUAUUCUGAAUAAUUGUUAUCGGCCAUCUCAUAUCUUCAUGAUAAUAAUAUAAUUCAUAGAGAUAUAAAAGGAGGCAAUGUAUUAUUAGGAGUGAAUGGUGAGAUCAAAUUGGGAGAUUUUGGAUGUAGUAAAAUCAAAGAGAAAACCAUAUCAAGAUCUAAAUAAGGUGGAGAUAUUUUACAUUCAUUAAAGGGAAGCAUUCCUUAUAUGGCUCCAGAAGUAUAAAUAAAUUAAAAUUAAAAAGGUAGCCAGUUAAGAAGAAAAUUGUAGAGCAAGUGAUAUCUGGUCUUUUGGAUGUACUGUUUUAGAAAUGGCAACAGGAAAAAAGCCUUGGAAUGAACAUAAUUUUGAUAAUCCAUUGAGUGCUUUGCUUUUAAUUAUUUCUGAUAAUUCUCUUCCAAACAUUCCUUAAGAUUUAGAUCAAGAAUUAAAUUAAUUUAUUAGAUUGUGUUUAUAAAGGGAUCAUAAAUUAAGGCCUACUGCUUUAGAUUUGCUUUAACAUAAAUUCAUAAUUAAUAAGUGA
This is a messenger RNA of Paramecium sonneborni, 1483 nucleotides long. NCBI's taxonomy places the organism in Eukaryota, Ciliophora, Oligohymenophorea, Peniculida, Parameciidae. The record is from the annotation of a GenBank genome assembly.